Aaosphaeria arxii CBS 175.79 is the source of this 1194-nucleotide messenger RNA. Its product is annotated as kinase-like protein. Bases 36 to 1028 code for a protein of 330 amino acids. The transcript has a single exon. Gene Ontology annotation, biological process: protein phosphorylation. Gene Ontology annotation, molecular function: protein kinase activity; ATP binding. NCBI's taxonomy places the organism in Eukaryota, Fungi, Ascomycota, Dothideomycetes, Pleosporales. The record is from RefSeq and is a predicted model, not a curated record.
UUCAGUAUAAUAAUCAGUCACGUUACACUAUAAUCAUGGGUUUACCUCCCCUCACGAACAGGGUGCACGGAAUUCAAUAUGGAGUUGGAGCGGAUUGCGUAUUUACGAUGGUAUGCAAUAAUAAAUACUUCGAAGUUUCCUUAUCCGCCGACUCGAAGGCGGGGACUCUUGAACGGGGUUACCUUGACCGGAUCGAAGCCAACUUGGAUGAAGCUUCCGAACUCGAUGUCAUUUUCGAAGAGCUGGGCGAUAUCAUUGCUAUCAAGUGUCAGCCAUGGUGUCGAAAGUUCGCUGGCGACCUGAAUGCCCCCAAGGUGCUUUCCGACAUUGUCAGACCUCCUGUUGCUUUUCUUCGAUUGGCAACGGUCGAUGGAGAGUUGCAAGUUGUACAGGAUGAUAGCUCAAAGAGAUGUACGAAUCGCGCAUUCCAUGGGCUAUCUGUGGACGAUUUCUCCGACAUACCUAUCUAUAAGCUCUCCGAGAUCAGCCUGCUUGAGGUGCUUAAAACCGAUGCAGUUUUCAAAGUUGACGUUCGAAGGACUACGAUGUGUGCGAAAGUCGCGAUGCGACAAUCCCUGUGUCCACCUAUCCGACGAGAGAUAAAUACUCUACGACGCAUUCAAGAGCGACGUGUUCAAGAGAAUACACCGGCAGAUCACCACCGUAUUCCAUCGCUCAUUGGGCUCAUCGUGUCGGAAAAUGGGGUUUUGGGGUUUUUGAUGGAAUACAUAGAAACAGUACCCCCAGUUUCUAGUCUUGCGUGGUGCAAGAGAGAAUCCGUUACGAUGAGGGAAAGGAAGAAAUGGUAUUGCCAAGUCAGAGAUACGUUGAACUGGAUUCAUAGCAUGUCAUUGGUAUGGGGCGACAUCAAAGCUGAAAAUGUUCUAAUCGAUGAAGAGGGUAACGCAUGGAUUAUCGACUUUGGAGGAAGCUACACAGAUGGGUGGGUCGACCAACAUCUCGUUGAGAAGGAGGAAGGCGACUUGCAAGGGCUUGAACGACUCAUGAAGUUCCUUGAGCUCCAAUAGUUAAUUUUCCGUUACCAUCAUACGAAUCUUCCCGUAAUACAUAAGAUUUUGGCUUGAUCGCCGCCAUCUAUCUUCCUACGCUGGACUUGGCUAGCACUAUGUAUACUUUACCCGUACGAGUAAAUCGCAACAUGCAACUCCUCGUAGCCUCGUCUUUGUACCAAAA